This is a messenger RNA of Entelurus aequoreus (snake pipefish), 2822 nucleotides long. RefSeq names its product E3 SUMO-protein ligase ZBED1-like. Lineage: Eukaryota; Metazoa; Chordata; Actinopteri; Syngnathiformes; Syngnathidae. Bases 158 to 1978 code for a protein of 606 amino acids. Gene Ontology annotation, molecular function: protein dimerization activity; DNA binding. The transcript has 3 exons. The record is from RefSeq and is a predicted model, not a curated record.
UUUCUGUGUGAAGGUAAUGCUGAGUUUAUACCUCGCUAGUCCACACGAGGGAGUUGUUGCUUAUUGUACUUUUUCCAAGCAGCAACACCAUCACGUGACCAGCCCUACAUGUCCGCUGUACACAUGAGAGUCCACAUGCGAGAGAAGAAAAACAAACAUGAAGCGACGCAAGAGAAGUGCUGUGUGGGAACAUUUCACCCUAAAAGAGGACGAUGCAACGUGCAAAAUAUGUAAGGCUGUUUUGAAGUACAACAAUUCAACCAGUUCGUUAAAUUACCACCUAAAAAGUUUACAUGCCGCUGUGCUUGGAGGAGAGAGUGGAGGCGGAGCACGGCCAGGCCAGCCCUCCGUCGCCGAAGCGUUUUCCAAAAGAAAAGCGGUGUGUGAUGACGCACGGGCAGAGGGCAUCACCCAGAGGAUUUGCAACAUGGUUGAAAAGGAUAUGCUGCCUAUAAGCAUUGUGGAUGGCAAGGGGUUUCGUGAGUUGAUGAACUAUUGUGAGCCAGACUACCAAAUCCCUUCUCGAGAAACAAUAACAACCCGCAUAGAGGCUCGCUACAAAAGAAAGAAAGCCGAGCUGAAAGCACGACUGGCCAACACGCAUGUAGCAAUAACCACUGACUGUUGGACGUCAAAUACAACAGAGAGCUAUAUCACCGUCACUUGCCACUACAUGGAGGACUGGCUGAUGAGGUCGGCAGUCCUAGCCACAGAGAGUAUGCCGAUGAGCCAUACGGCUGAUAAUUUAGCAGAACGGCUGAAUGAAAUUGUGCAUGCAUGGGGGCUGACCGGGCGAGUGAUAGCCUGUGUUCACGACAACGCGAGUAACAUCGUCUUAGCAAACAGCCAACCUCGAGUCGACUGGGCCUCUGUUCCAUGCUACACCCAUACCCUACAACUGGCCAUCAACGAUGGUUUCGCUGGGACCCUGCACCAAGUCAUCGCAGCUGCAGGAAGAUUGGUCAAACACUUUAAGCACAGCACUAAAGCCACCAAAGCGCUGGAAACCAAGCAAGGCCAAAUGGGCUUGGAACGCCACCAGCUCAUUCAAUCCUGCAAAACGAGGUGGAAUUCAGUCUGUGACAUGUUUGCGAGACUGGUGGAGCAGCGGUGGGCGGUGUGCGCCGUACUAUCAGACCGCACGUUCACCAAGCUGUCUGAUGCUCGGACACUUGAGAUCAGAGACGACCACUGGAAAAUCAUGGAGGAAAUGGGCCCUGUUCUAGUCGCUCUGAAGACAGCAACUACCGUGAUGUCUACAGAGACUGAGGUGUCCAUAUCCAACACGUAUCCCAUCAGCUUCGGUUUAAUCGACGUGCACCUCAAGAAGAGAGUCGAGGGAGACUCAGGCAAAGUGGCAGAAUUCAAAUCUAAAGUGGCUGCUUCACUGAGCAGACGGAUGAAGAUUGCAUCUGAUGACUUCCUAACAUCAACCCCAAUGAUAGCAACGAUGGUGGACCCUCGGCACAAGCACCUGUCAUUUCUCAGCCCAGCCAGGAGGAUUUCAGCAAAUGCCAAACUGCUUGAACUGGCUCAAACAGAAGAUGUGAGCUCCACAUCCACAACAGCAGAUGGAGCAAGCUCUGCCUCUGCCAGUACCACUGGAGAGGAGGAGGAGGGGGCUCAGCCAGACGUGCCUGUCCAGGAAGCUGCACCACAGAGACACACAUCUGCUAUGGUUCAACUCCUGGGUGCCUACUACACCAACCAGGUCACUAAUGAUGUGGAGAGAGAGCUGGACAGUUUUCUGAAGGAUGCUGUGCCAAACCUUGAUUCUGAUCCCACAGAUUGGUGGGGAAAAAAUGAAGCAAGGUAUCCGAGGUUGGCAAAAGUGGCAAAACGAUACAUGUGUAUCCCUGCUACAUCAGUGCCUUCUGAACGCGUGUUCUCAGCAUGUGGCCUUACUGUAACCAAGCUGCGCUCACGGCUCACACCUGAGCAUGUAGACAUGCUCAUAUACUUGAAUAAAAAUGAAUAAGCAAUUGUACCCAUGGGCCAUGUUACAUGUAUGAGGCAGAGAGCCUUCUCUAAAAUGUGACUUUUCCCUUUGUUAAAAUUUCAAUUGUCCACCUGCCUGAUGAUCUAAAUAUUAAGUUGAUUGUUGUAGCCAGGGUUGGCUAAACUUGGCUUGCUUAAUAUUUUACUAUCACGAUCACCAUUGUCUUUCAGGAAUGUUUACUUGAAGUUGUUGUCAGCCUGUUUCAAGCUGACUGAUUAUUACAUUAAUGUUUACACUAAUAGUUUGUGAGAGACAAACUAAGAUGGGCAUAGUGCAUGCACUUUAUUUUAUUUUAUGCAGUGACAUGUUUUUCAUUCAGUUCUUCUGUCAGCCUCACUUGAGCCCAAAUGUUAAGUUGAAUCAAUGACUGUUCUUCUGCAGCAGGCUUAGGUUUACUUAUUUUGCUGUUACUUACAAUUUCAGGGAUGUCUGCCUUAUAUUUUUUCAAGUUGACUGUCAUAUAGGCACUUUUCCCAGUUCAAGAGGGAUUCAAUUAAUGUUGCAGCUUGCAGGCUGCUAGCCUUCUAAUAGUUUGUGAGACAGACUAAGAUGUGCAUUGUGCAUGUUGUGCACUUGAUGUUACUUUAUUUUUCUUGUCUUUACAGUAGUGAGUGAGUGACAUGUUUUUUCACUUCAGUUCUUGUCAGCCUCACCUGAGUCCAAAGGUGAAGUUCUGCAGCAGACUGCAACAGCCAACAGGCUUACUUAUUUGCUGCCUGCUGUUACAAUUUUCAGGGAUGUCUUCCUUGUAUUUUUUCAAGUUGACAGAUAGGCAUUAGGCACCUUUCCCAGUUCAAGAGGGAUUAUAUAAAAUAAAGCUAGC